This is a messenger RNA of Miniopterus natalensis, 2174 nucleotides long. Lineage: Eukaryota; Metazoa; Chordata; Mammalia; Chiroptera; Miniopteridae. The record is from RefSeq and is a predicted model, not a curated record.
AUGGGCGCGCCCGGCAGGCCUGCCCUCGCUGAUGCCAGCGCGUCACCUGUGAGUGCUCACACACCCCAAAGCCUCUGGUCAGUCAUCUUGUCCUUCCCUCCCCUAGACCUCUGUGCAGCGUUUGACAUCAUAUGUGACCACGUGGGGAAGGACUGGAGACGACUGGCCCGUCAGCUCAAAGUGUCUGACUCCAAGAUCGACGCCAUCGAGGUGAAGUAUCCCCGGAACCUGACAGAACAGGUGCGGGAGUCGCUGCGUGUCUGGAAGAGCUCCUCGGGGGAGAACGCAGCCGCAGCCCACUUGGUGGAGGCGCUGCGGGCCUGCCGGCUCAACCUGGUGGCGGACCUCGUCGAGGAGGACCAGCAGGCCCGGGGCCUCCAGCGCGAGAACGAGAGCACCGGCAGCACACUGUCCCUCAUGUCCUGGGACUUGGACACCCCCACGUCAGGAGUCUCCUCCUGACCCCCUGCUCUCCCCCAGGGACCACAGCACCCCCAGAGUCUGAACUUGGGCGGGUACCUUCUGGGUGCCCAGACUAUGACCCCUGUGGUUCCGUGGUUACUAUUUUGUGUCAAAGUCACUAGCUUUCUGUUAACAAUUGGCCAGGGGCUGGGAAUCCUGUCAUUUUAAAAAGCCAUCCUCCUGCUUCUAUUGAGCAGAUGCCUUCCCAGCAGAAACCUCCAUUGCAGAUAAUUUUCUGUCUCUAUUGUGAUUUUGCAUCACACAUUCUCAAGAGCAGCGUCUCAGCCGCGAUCUCCGUUGCAGCGGUUCUGGGGUUCUGGGCUCCGCCUGUGAGUGACUGCAUUUCCUCCCAGCUGACCCAGCCUCUAAAGAGGGGAGUGUCACCCCCAGCAAACCCGGACCUGCAGAGGGCAGCACUGGCUCGCUUAGGCCCUGCCUCCCUCCAGAGGCACCAGAAGGCCUUCCAGCUAUGACCUUGGCAAAGCUGCAUGUGGUGGGAUAUCGUGCAUCGCCUUGGCGGUUGCUGAGGUCCUAGACACACUGUCCCCCCUAAGCUCGGAUCCAGCCUUUGGGCCUCCACACCUUCAACAGAUACUUCAUAUGCCUGGAGCUGGAGCCACAGCAGCACACAGAACAGAAGUGGCCCUGCCCCGUUCACCCCCAAAACUGCCCAGGACACAGGUGUUAGCCAGCCCAUCACAGGCCUGCUUGCAGGCCCCUCCAGUACCAGCAUCACAGGCAGGAAGCACUUGAUCACCCAUCACCUUUGCUGAGUCUUGCAACUCAAAUCAGAGCUUCGUGUGGGUGAGAUUAGGGCACAUGGUGGGUGACGUGAAACUGCCCCGCAGCUAGGGCCCCUCCUAGGUCAGAGCUGUAGAGCGGGAUGAACUUGCACAAGAAAUUGCCCCCUGAAGCUGGGCUCCAGGCCUGAUGGAAGCAGCUUUGUUAAGCCAGCCCCUUCGUGGUCAAGAGGUUCUCACGGGACUCACCGAGCCCAGGAGUGAGGCUUGCUGAACAGGACAAGCAGCCUGUCCUCGAGGCCCAGUGUCCCCAGCUUUGUAAAGAAGGAAACAUAUGAGAAAAUAUAUACACUGUGUAGAAAAGCACAGAUGGGCUUUUCUGACGUCAGUUAUUAUACUGUGUUUGCCACAUUUUCUCUGAUGUGUGUGGUCACCCACACUGGUGGGUGCUCUGCCCCUGAAGAGCAUGUGCUUCGAAUCCGACCCAGCAUCGCCCUUGGGCUCUGCCUCUGGGGUUCCAUCUCCUUACACAGGGCCUUAGAGAAAUAACUAUUUUUCAAAUCUGUGGCUACUUGCUUCUUAGGUGCCUUCACAAUGAGCAGUGACAUUCCCCUUGGGGGGAUCUCAGGCUGUUCUGCUGCUUUUCAUGGUCUCAGGAUACUUGGGCCUCUGGUUCUGGAGGGUCACUUCUCAUCCCCACGCAUGAACCGAUUGCCACACAGCAUUUAUGCACCGGUGAUGAAGGCUGCUCCCAGGCGAGUAUUCAGGGUCUUUCCAUAGCCCCUCCUGGGACAGAUGUGACUGGUGUCCAGUCAGAGCCGUGUCCUCAACAUUCACCCACCCUAAGUAGGGAGCUGCUACAAGUUCUGGACAAGGAUUUCUUGUAGCAAUUGACAAAAACCACAUUUUUUGCAAUCACAAAAAUGUACGUUUCUAAUAAAGGUGCUGGUGAAUCACGUGGUUGCCUUGAAA